Molecule: messenger RNA, 1810 nt
Organism: Hyaloscypha bicolor E
Lineage: Eukaryota; Fungi; Ascomycota; Leotiomycetes; Helotiales; Hyaloscyphaceae
Product: MATE efflux family protein
Exons: 3
Coding region: 47-1627 (526 amino acids)
Biological process (GO): xenobiotic detoxification by transmembrane export across the plasma membrane
Cellular component (GO): membrane
Molecular function (GO): xenobiotic transmembrane transporter activity; antiporter activity
Source: RefSeq, a predicted model, not a curated record
GUCACGAUCCCUUUCAACGUAAGAGUCUUUCACUAGGCCUUCCAGAAUGUCUUCAUGCUGCAGCGAAGAUAGUGGGUGGUUAUCCGCAAGUCGAGGUGGCUCAAACAACAAUCCACCGUAUCAGGGCGAUGUGGCAUAUGGUACCAUCGAGUAUGGGCAAGCCCCUGAACUCAAACUUCCAUAUCACAAUUAUCCCCGACCAGGGUCGCAGCACCACGACCCAAGCAGCUCGCGAGCCGAUUUUGACGAAAAGUCCAUACCCACUGCAGCUCUCUGGAAGGAUGAAAUCAAGAAAAUCGUUCUAUCUACGGCCCCGAUGAUGCUUUCCAUGCUGCUUCAAACCUCAAUAUCAGUUUCGAGUAUCUUCGUCGUUGGGCGCAUGGGUGCACAGGAGCUGGGAGCAGUAAGCCUAGCCAAUUUGACGGCAAUAAUCACCGGCUAUUGCGUAUAUCAAGGCUUUUCCAUAAGCUUAGAUACCCUCUGUCCGCAAGCAUAUGGUGCAGGGAAUUUCAAGCUCGUCGGGCUUCACAUGCAACGAAUGACCGCCUUCCUUCUGUUCUUGACGAUCCCAAUUGGAGCUUUCUGGCUUAAUGCAGCAAGUGUUAUCAAAUUUCUCAUCCCUGACGAACACUCAGAGACCGCUGAGUUAGCUGGAACUUAUCUCCGGAUCGUCCUGCUGGGGGCGCCAGGAUUCGCAUGCUUCGAAGCAGGGAAGAAGUUUGUCCAAGCCCAAGGACUCUUUCGCGCUACGCUGUCUGUCCUUCUCAUCUGCGCACCUCUGAAUGCUGUCAUGAGUUGGCUGUUCGUUUGGAAGCUCGGCUGGGGUUUCAACGGCGCCCCCAUCUCUGUAGCAAUCACCAACAACCUCCUCCCACUCCUCCUAGCUCUCUACGUCCGCUUCAUCGCCGGAUACGAGUGCUGGCACCCGUUCAGCCGCAAAAAGAUCUUCCAGAACUGGAGCCCCAUGAUCCGCCUCGCGAUCCCCACGUUCCUGAUGCUCGAGGCUUGUUUCCUCGCCUGGGAGCUCGAGACGAUCGUGUCCUCCUAUAUCGGCUCGGUGGAACUCGCCGCGCAGUCAGCUCUCGCAUCGAUCGUUAGCCUUGGGUACCAGAUAUGCACUUCUGCUGCGAUUGCCAGCAGCACGCGGAUCUCGAAUUCGGUGGGUGCGGGGCUUCCGAGACGUGCGUUGGUUGCUACGCAUGUUUCGAUGGGCGUGGGCGUGCUUCUCGGAACGUCAAAUCUCGUCCUACUCGUUUGUCUUCGAGAGAAGAUCCCGCUCUUGUUUACAGCCGAUGUCGAAGUUGUCGCUGAAAUGAUGUCCAUACUUCCCAUCUACGCUGCCAUGGGGAUUUUCGACGGGAUCGUCUCGUCGUGCAAUGGGAUUAUCUGUGCGGUGGGCAGACCCAAGGCAGCUGGCUACUCGCAGCUAUUCUGCUCUUGGAUUUUGUGUUUGCCGUUGGGUUUACUACUGGCUUUUGUGGCGGGGUGGAAGUUGCUUGGGAUUUGGGUUGGGUGCUUGGUGGCGAUGGCCGUUUGUGCUGCUGUUGAGUUGUGGCUUGUGGUGAGGUUGGAUUGGGAAAGGGCGCUGAGUGAGGCGAAAACGCGGAAUGAGCGGUGUUUUGAGUAAGAUUUGGCGAAUUAUAGUAUGCCAAGGAGAGUGCCGGGGUUGCUGGAAAGGAAGAUGUGGUGGAAGUUGUGGGAGAAAGGGAGGGGAAAUGGGGAGGAGAAGAAGUAGUAGAAGAAGAAGAGGGACAUGGUAUCCUGGAUUUGUGUAGAAAUAUGCCUGUAUUAUAUAUAUAACAUAUACUCA